Biomphalaria glabrata is the source of this 3501-nucleotide messenger RNA. Its product is annotated as ketimine reductase mu-crystallin-like. Gene Ontology annotation, cellular component: cytoplasm. Lineage: Eukaryota; Metazoa; Mollusca; Gastropoda; Planorbidae. Gene Ontology annotation, molecular function: hormone binding. The record is from RefSeq and is a predicted model, not a curated record. The transcript has 8 exons. The coding region runs from base 969 to 1718 and encodes 249 amino acids.
CACCCCCCACCUUUCCCAACUGGUCCAGAUAAGUGAUAGGAUCAAAGAGUAUUGAGAAAGCAAAAAGCAUGAAAUAGCACUAAACAAAAAACAAAUGUAAAAUAUAUUAUAUAUAUAUAUUUCUAAUCUAAUUGCAUAGUAUGAGUCCAGUAUAAUCAGGUCACCUGCUGUGCAGCACCCCGGAAACAACACAAGAUACUGAAAUUGUACUCAGAGAAUUGAUUGAUUAGAUGAAUAACAAAAAUUGGACUCAAAUUUACGCAUGUCUUUCCAUCUUGAAAAAUGCCAGUUAUAGUAACCCUAACCAACAAUUCUACACAAAAAAAAACUAAAACAAAUGAAAACUUAAAAGAUUUAGCUUUCAAUGCAUAGUAAACUAAAUAGACUAAAAACUCAAAAUACCUAGAUCUCAGCUGGUGUUAUAAUAAUUUAAAGUUAAAAUAGAAUCCCCAAAUUGAUGUAAUAAUUAAGAAAUCAAACAAAGCAUUAGGGCUUAUGAAGAGAAUUUUUUUUUUUACAAACCCAGCAAGAAAAUACAACUUUAUUUAACCUUGGUUAAACCAAUAUUAGAAUAUUGUUUGGGACCACUCAACUCAAGAAAACAGAGAAUUUAGGCCUAUUCACAUUUGACUAGAAUAACACCAUUAAUAAAAUUAUUACUUGUACGAAUGUGAACUUCGUAGAAUUGGCUUGAUCAGACACUCUAGAUUCUGCCCUAUCUCAAGACGAAACCAAAGCCAGUGACUCAUCUGGGAGCAUCCAUUAUCUACUAGACAGAAGGAGCCAUAUAUAUAUAUAUAUAUAUUGUAAUGUUGGAUGCAGGCUUCCGAAUGCUAUGGUCUAUUCAUCUCUCUAAUGGAAAUCUACUUCAACGGACUUCUGCUUUGUUCUUUGUCACAGUUCCUCAUUUGAGAUCUUGUCUGGCCUUCAGAUUUUAAGAAUCUUUCUCAGGCAGAUUUCUAGGAUGCAUGCCAGUAUAUAGCAGAGAGGAUGAUAUCUUAGCAACAAAAAUCGUGUCCUUUUUCCCACAAAAUAAAGAUGUAUCAACACAUCAUGCCGUGAUACUGGUAUUUUGUGCACAUACUGGUAUUCCAAAAGCACUUCUGGAUGGUGAUGUCAUAACAGCUAAAAGAACUGCAGCAACAUCUGCUGUUGCUACAAAGUAUCUAGUUAAUGGCAAACCAGAUGUUUUAGCUUUGCUAGGUUCUGGGGUACAAGCUAGAUCACAUGUUGCAGCCCUCUGUGAGCUUUUCACUUUUAAAGAGAUUAGAAUCUGGAAUCACCGAUUUGAUGGUGCUGUCAAAUUAGCAAAAGAAAUUGGAUUGAACUGUGCAGCUUGUCGUGAUGUCAGUGAAGCUGUCAAAAAUGCUGAUGUCAUUGUAACUGUCACUAGUGCCAAAGAUCCUGUGCUUAGACUUGACUGGGUCAAACCAGGUGCACACAUUAACGCUGUAGGGGCAUGUAGACCUGAUUGGUCAGAGAUAGAUGCAGAUUUGAUGAAAUCUGCUGUGGUCUAUGUAGACAGUCGCGAGGGGGCGAUAAAAGAGAGUGGAGACAUUAUAUUAUCUCAGGCUGAAAUCUAUGCUGAGAUAGGGGAGGUAAUCCUUGGUACAAGGGAAGCAAUGAGAAAAAAAACAACAGUUUUUAAAUCCUUAGGCAUGGCCAUUGAAGACGGUAUUGCAGCAAAACUUGUGAUCAACAAACUCGGAAUACAAUAAUAGUAGGAAGUUAUACAGUGUCAUGGGAUGUUUUUAUUGACUAACCAAUUCCUUUAAUCAGAUAAUAUUUUUGUAUCCUAACCUAUUCAAUUAGUAUAUAUACCCCUAGGAUAUAUGCCUAUAUACCCAAGAAAUUGAAACCAUUAUUUAUGUAAACAGACCAGCUGAAGUGGUGAAAUGAAUGAAUGUUUUAAUUACAAAAUGAUUUCAAAUUUCUUUGGAUAAUUACUUACAACAUUGCUGUUUGAUUUUUUUUACCUUGUCAUCUGAGCUGUAAACGAAACAAUUUUAAAUAAAUAACAGUUUUAUCACCAUCAUAAACAUUGUACUCAAAUAUAAAAAAACACAAUGUAUUAAUGUAUGUUAAAUGAUGAUGAAGUCCCCCUUCCCUUACCAAAAUGAGCAAUAUUUACUCUUUGUUAGCCAAUGUAUAGGAAUAGAUCUACGAGUAUUUAUAUGUAUAGACCAGAAUAAAGAAUGAAAGCAAGACAUGCUCCAGGGUUCAAUCUCUUUUGUGGACCUGUUGGAAAGUGGGUAUAUAGGAGAAGGUUUCUGUGCUGCCUUUAGGCACUCUGCGAACACAUCUUAGCUUAAGGUAUUGAAACUUUUGAAACUUGAGCCCCCCACCCCCCGAUAGUUAGCCAGGCUGUUUAUACGAUUCAGCCACGUCCAACAUUGUGCAUUUAUAAAAUAUUUUUGAUAUGUAGGUAAUUGAUUUAUUCUAAAAUAUUUUUUUGGUUAAUGUUCAUUGUGCAAUAUAAUUAAUUUGUUAUUAGUUGUAAAAAAAAAUUAUUUAAUUUUGAGAUUUCUUUUUGUUAUUUUAGUGUAUAUAUGUUGUCUUUGAUUAGUUAUUAUUGUUAUUAUUAUUGUAUUGUUAAAUUAUAUAUUCCUUUUUUUUUUUUCACUUUGAAAAAGAGCAGGUCUGUAAGAUCAAAUUGAUUUUAUAAAAGUUAAGAAUAAAAUAGUGCAUAAUAAAAUAAUUAAAUACUCAAAAGUGUGUCUGACUUUACUAACACACUUAAUAGGAAAUUUAGACUUUUACUGUCACUAAGCAGUCAUUUAACUUAUGAAAGAACAUAAAAAAUGUCUUCUCUUUAUUUUCUUACAAAGCUUAUAUCAACUCACUUAGUCUGUCUGUCAGAUAAAAAGUUUGUACAUGUUAUUUCUCACACACCCAAUCUCUAAUCAAACUGAAAUAUUGCUCAAUUAUUUCUUUAUCCAACAAAACAAGAAUUAAUUAAGAAAAAUUAACCAAUUAGUUAAUUAACUAUAGGUAAUUUGAUAUUUUGUUGUAGUUCGAAUUCAGGUCUUUCAACUUUUUUUUUUCUUUUUAACAAAUAAACUGCUAUUAUAAAGUUUGAAUGUUUUACUGCUAUUAUAAAGUUUGAAUGUUUUACUGCUACUAUAAAGUUUGAAUGUUUUACUGCUAUUAUAAAGUUUGAAUGUUUUACUGCUAUUAUAAAGUUUGAAUGUUUUACAGCUAUUAUAAAAUCUGAAUGUUUUACAGCUAUUAUAAAAUCUGAAUGUUUUACAGCUAUUAUAAAAUCUGAAUGUUUUACAGCUAUUAUAAAAUCUGAAUGUUUUACAGCUAUUAUAAAAUCUGAAUGUUUUACAGCUAUUAUAAAACCUGAAUGUUUUACAGCUAUUAUAAAACCUGAAUGUUUUACAGCUAUUAUAAAACCUGAAUGUUUUACAGCUAUUAUAAUGUAUAAUGUUUUAUAAGCAUUUAAAAAUCCAUCACGGUAACAAUCACCCAGAUACAAAUAUUAAAUCCUAAAUCCAA